Molecule: messenger RNA, 3206 nt
Organism: Polistes dominula (European paper wasp)
Lineage: Eukaryota; Metazoa; Arthropoda; Insecta; Hymenoptera; Vespidae
Product: photoreceptor-specific nuclear receptor
Biological process (GO): regulation of DNA-templated transcription
Molecular function (GO): zinc ion binding; DNA-binding transcription factor activity; sequence-specific DNA binding
Source: RefSeq, a predicted model, not a curated record
UUACUCUUUUUCUCUUAUCAUUUCUAUCUCACUUACUCGCUCGCACCCACGCGUUCAAAGUAUGGAAACCGAGUGAGAGAACGACGACGAAUAUACUAGUAGACUACUACACUACCUACUACUACUACUACUACUACUACUAAUACUACUACUACUACUGGCAGCAGCACGAUAUCGAUGUUCUUCUACCUCGACGACGAGGAACACGACGAACGGCAACGAGUCGACGACUAGGAACACGACGAGACACAAGAUAUUCGCGAGGAUUCUCUCUCGUUUUGCGCUACUCAACGAGAGAGAAAACUUCUCUUCUUAGUUCUCGAGGUUUGCUUGUUUUCUUCCUCAUUAGCCUACUUUUUCCUAAUCUAUUACUCUCUCUGUCUCUCUUUUUCUUUCUAUUCUUAUCAUUCUUUGCUGUCCUCCCUCUCUUAACUUCUACUUCUUCCUCCACCACUUACUACUCCUUAUAUGCCAUUCUUAUUCUUAUUCUUCUUCCAUUUCACUUGCAAUCGCUCGCGAACUUUGCUUCAGAACUUAUUGAACGUUCGGUGAAAUUGAUUGAUUCACUUCUCUUCGUUCGUUUGUUUGUUGGUUCGUGCAUCGUAAUUAAAAUAUAAUAUUGUAGUUAAAAAAAAAAAAAAAGAAAGGUAGCGUGUUACGACGACGAGUGUUAUUUUGUUUAUUGUUAAUAUUAUAAAGCGGUAAGAAAUACGGAAGAAUCACGGAAAGGAUCAGAGAUUUUCUUGGUGAGCCGGAACUUGGUGAAGUUCCGUUGGUGAGAUUCGAUGAUCAUCGAGAAAACAUCAUGAACGGAGCAACGACCGUUGGUACUUCGGGAGAUUUGCAACAUCAGCAACAGCAAUCGCAAAACGAAACGGGUUCGGAACAUCCUCGAAGUCCUGCAAGUCCACUCAGUAUCCGUCACGAUUCAGGUGAGAGUAGUGUGAUAUCUCCUGGAUUACCGGAACGGUAUAGUCCAUUAGGAGCGACAGGAUCUACAUCCAGUCACGAUCCUUACGCCUCGAGACCAGUACAAGAAUGUCCUGUGCCACUUUGCAGAGGAAUGCCGACGGAUUUUCCUUUAGCGAGAUCACCGUAUCUUACCGCACUCGGUAACGGACAUCCACAUCUUUUAAGUCAAGUUCAACAACAACAUCAACAACAACAACAACAGCAGCAACAACAGCAACAACAACAACAACAACAGCAACAACAACAGCAACAACAAUCGCAACAUAGUAGCAAGACACCAAGAAGUCUUGGUCUCAUAUGCGUUGUCUGUGGUGAUACCAGUUCUGGUAAACAUUAUGGGAUCUUAGCGUGCAAUGGUUGCAGUGGAUUCUUCAAAAGAAGCGUCAGACGUAAACUGAUAUACAGAUGUCAGGCUGGAACAGGAAGAUGCGUCGUGGACAAGGCGCACAGGAAUCAAUGCCAAGCGUGUCGUUUGAAAAAAUGUAUGCAGAUGGGAAUGAACAAAGACGCCGUACAGAAUGAAAGACAGCCUAGAAACACGGCAACCAUCAGACCGGAAGCACUCGUUGAAAUGGACCAAGAACGAGCAUUACGUGAAGCAGCAGUUGCCGUUGGUGUAUUCGGGCCACCGGUGUCUUUAGCAAUGGCAAGAUACACGGCACCCUUACCGUUACCCUCGAUCGCACCCACGACGAAUUCAACUACCACGGCUACUCCUCCCAGACAAGAAACCGAAGAUGGUAACGCGUCAGAGGACAGUAUAGACGUGACGAACGAGGAACCAUUGACACCACAGAGAAGUGGUUGCACUCAACUUCCACCAGUCAUACCAUCCCUUUAUUCACCUGCCAGUGCCGAGACUGUCUACGAGACGAGUGCGAGAUUACUCUUCAUGGCUGUUAAAUGGGCGAAGAAUCUUCCUUCAUUCGCUAGUUUACCCUUCAGAGAUCAGGUGAUUCUAUUGGAGGAGGCCUGGUCAGAGCUGUUUCUACUAAAUGCAGUACAGUGGUGUCUACCUCUCGAAUCAUCACCACUCUUCAGUGCACCAGAAUUGACAGCGUUAACACUUUCACCCCAUCAGCAUCCACAUUCGGGUCUUCAUCUGCAAAACAGCACCGGUAAACCUAGCCAAGUUGCUGCCGAUGUCAGACACCUUCAUGAUACUUUGCAAAGGUACAAGGCUGUUAUGGUAGAUCCUGCGGAAUUUGCUUGCAUGAAGGCCAUCGUACUUUUUCGACCAGAAACACGCGGAUUGAAGGAUUCUAGUCAAAUUGAAAAUCUUCAAGACCAAGCACAGGUGAUGUUAGGACAACACGCGAGAGCCCAACAACCAGGUAGUCCGGCACGUUUUGGGAGGUUGUUGUUGCUUCUACCGUUACUCAGAGCCGUACCUGCAGCAAGAGUAGAAUUAAUAUAUUUUCACAGAACCAUUGGUAAUACGCCGAUGGAGAAAGUGCUUUGCGAUAUGUACAAGAACUAAGAGAACCCAUAUACAUCGAACGUUUAAAACGUUAGAUAAAUCAAAACUAUCCAACACAACUAUAAUUAUGGAAACAAAAGUAAGAAAGGAAGAAGGAAAUGGCCUAAAAGAAAAGGGGAUAAGAAUUCGAUGAGAAUUCUUAAUAAGAAAGAAAUGAUGGGCAGGCAACACGUUGCUUGUAUUGAAAUUACGAAAGAGAAACGGCAUCUAAAAAGAAGAAAAAAAAUGUGUGAAUGUGAAACAUACAAUAAGAAGAAAUCUAGAAGAAGAAGUGUUAUUGUGAUUGUCACAAUAUGAGUGUAUAAAAAUACGUGUAUUUAUUUAUUAUAGAAAAUGUUUAUCGAAUCAUAGGUUCGAUUUGUCGAAUGGGAUUAUCAUUUACGAAGAGAUCAUUCACGCAUCAUACACCUCAUACAGGCAGACACCCAUAAAACAUAUACGCACAUUAAUAUCACGUAUAUUGUUGUCUCCUACGGUAAGGAUAAAAAAAAAGUAUGAAAGAAGACACAGUGAGAUCUGAACUUUUGUCUUCUCGUUUUAUGUUCAUAAGUAUUUUUAUUCUAAUUAUUUUCUUCAAUUUAUCUUUUUUUUUUUUCAUCUAAAUUAAAUCUUUGUUUUUUUAUUCGUCUAACAAAAGACACGAAAGGAAAAAAAAACCGAGGGAAGAUUCACGAGGCUUCCAACAGAAGCACGACUCACAUAUUACACGUAAAGUACUUUAAACAUACCUCGCUACGAAUGUCCAAAAAAAAAA